Messenger RNA from Hibiscus syriacus, 1129 nucleotides. Its product is annotated as mitochondrial outer membrane protein porin of 34 kDa. The transcript is spliced from 6 exons. Gene Ontology annotation, biological process: monoatomic anion transmembrane transport. Gene Ontology annotation, cellular component: mitochondrial outer membrane. Gene Ontology annotation, molecular function: voltage-gated monoatomic anion channel activity. The record is from RefSeq and is a predicted model, not a curated record. Lineage: Eukaryota; Viridiplantae; Streptophyta; Magnoliopsida; Malvales; Malvaceae. Bases 132 to 962 code for a protein of 276 amino acids.
AAUGGGUGGUUUAGGGUUCUGGAUUCCCCUAUUUAUUUAUCCACCUCUAAGGAACCUUCAUUUCUCAUUCUUCUUCUUCUUUUAUCACUGAAAUUCUCCCUCAAGCGUCUUCCUCCCCCAAAGAAAACAAGAUGGGCAAGGGUCCUGGUCUUUACACUGAAAUCGGCAAGAAAGCCAGAGACCUUCUUUACAAGGACUAUCAGACUGACCAAAAGUUCACUCUGACUACUACCUCUCCCACUGGAGUUGCAAUCACCUCCGCUGGAACGAAGAAAGGGGAACUCUUUCUAGCUGAUGUUAACACCCAGCUGAAGAACAAGAAUGUUACAACUGAUAUUAAAGUGGACACCAACUCCAAUCUAUUUACCACCAUAACGGUUGAUGAGCCUGCACCUGGGCUGAAGACAAUCUUUAGCUUUAGAGUCCCUGAUCAGAGGUCUGGAAAGAUUGAACUCCAGUAUUUGCAUGAGUAUUCUGGGAUAAGCUCAAGCAUUGGAUUAACUGCAAACCCAGUAGUUAACUUCUCGGGUGUACUUGGGACAAAUGUUCUUGCAUUCGGUACUGAUAUCUCGUUCGACACAAAGACUGGAAAUUUCACCAAAUGCAAUGCUGGAUUGAGUUUCACCAAUGCGGAUCUCACUGCUUCACUGGCUCUGAACGAAAAGGGUGACUCUGUCAACGCAUCCUACUAUCAUAUUGUGAACCCGUUUACUAACACCGCUGUUGGUGCAGAAGUGACCCAUAGCUUCUCUACCAAUGUGAACACCAUCACUGUGGGAACACAACAUGCAUUGGAUCCAUUGACCACCGUGAAGGCACGGGUGAACAAUGUGGGCAAGGCGGGUGCUCUAAUCCAGCACGAGUGGCGUCCGAAGUCCCUGUUUACAGUUUCUGGAGAGGUGGAUACAAAGUCGAUUGACAAGAGCCCCAAGGUGGGACUUGCUUUGGCACUUAAGCCUUGAGAACUUAUUAUGACAUAAUGAGCUCAUUUUGGUGAAAGAGUAUGGUAGGCUUAAGAAUUUUCUGUUUAUCGACUUUGAUGGUGUUGCCAUCCAAUAUUCCUUUAUGCCAAUGGUUUUUCAUUUUAGAAAAUAAUGAAGUGGAGAAAAAUAGAGGCGAUAUAACUUCU